Oncorhynchus masou masou (cherry salmon) is the source of this 763-nucleotide messenger RNA. Its product is annotated as proteasome assembly chaperone 3-like. Lineage: Eukaryota; Metazoa; Chordata; Actinopteri; Salmoniformes; Salmonidae. The record is from RefSeq and is a predicted model, not a curated record. The coding region runs from base 219 to 587 and encodes 122 amino acids. The transcript has 3 exons. Gene Ontology annotation, biological process: proteasome assembly.
GAAGUUUGCAACGUAAUAAGCCCCUCAGCCCUCGUUUUUAAGUUGGCUUUGUGAGUGUAUAAUUAUCUUCACUCCGAGUGUACAAUUAUGUUCACUCCGUGGCCUGAAACUCCCCAUAAUUCAAUUUGCGACGAUUGUACAGCCGUUAAGAAAAGUCUUCGAAAACUUAAAAACAACCUCAAUGGAGAAGUCAACAUGCAAGUGACAGAAAGAAAACCAUGUCAACUCAGCCUCUCAUCAGAUCAAAGCAGACCGAGAAAUCAAUCAAUGGAAUAUCCACACAGGUUGUUUGCACAGAUUUCAGUAACUACAUAUUUAUAGUUCUCACACAGUAUGGAAAAAUUGGCACUUUAGUAUCAGUCACACCUGACUCCAGAUCCGGUGAUAUCAGCACUUCCAUGUUCACCACUAAAGUAUUGCUGGGAAAAGAAGAGGCUUUGACACACGUCUGUGUCAAAAACUUGGCAACAUUUGUGUCACAAGAGGCAGGCAACAGGCCUGUUCUACUGGGGUUGGCACUGAAGGACAGUUCCAUAGAAGCAAUAAAGGCCAUGAAAGAUGUAAUAAAAAGUUGUCAAGUCUGGUAACUACUGGUACAGGGAACAAGCAACAGAAUAGCCUACCUGGAAAGACAAUUUAAGAAAAGGCUUCAUACACAUAACACAUUUUUUUCCUCAAUGUUUCUCCAUCCUUUCAAAAUGUAUUUUGUUGUCUGUUGUUACUUCUAAGCAUGACGUGGUAAUAAAUGCCAUAUAAAUGGGAA